This is a messenger RNA of Callorhinchus milii (elephant shark), 3769 nucleotides long. RefSeq names its product alpha-actinin-2. Gene Ontology annotation, molecular function: calcium ion binding; actin filament binding. NCBI's taxonomy places the organism in Eukaryota, Metazoa, Chordata, Chondrichthyes, Chimaeriformes, Callorhinchidae. The record is from RefSeq and is a predicted model, not a curated record. The transcript is spliced from 21 exons. Gene Ontology annotation, cellular component: cortical actin cytoskeleton; cell junction; Z disc. Bases 212 to 2905 code for a protein of 897 amino acids. Gene Ontology annotation, biological process: actin cytoskeleton organization; muscle cell development.
GGGGGAUGCAGGGCUGGAUCACGUGAGAGCAGGUACAAGAGUAUCAGGGCUCAGACACAGACCAGCACAGCCAGGAGAGAGAGAGAGAGAGAGAGGGAGCAUUGCAUCUCAACACCUGCUCACCAGCCAGCAGCCCCUACACAGAAACAGCUUGUCCGAGAGCUGUUGGGGUUUGAUUUGAUUUUUUUUCAAACAAAGAAGAGAAGUUAUCAUGACUGAAGCAGAAGAAAGCGUGCAAUACAAUAACCACUACUAUGAGAGCGAGUUGGAGGUGUACAUGUUGCAGGAGGAGGACUGGGACAGGGACCUGCUGCUGGACCCAGCCUGGGAGAAACAGCAGAGGAAGACCUUUACUGCUUGGUGCAAUUCACAAUUGAGGAAAGCUGGUACACAGAUUGAAAAUAUUGAAGAAGACUUUAGAAAUGGCCUUAAACUUAUGCUGCUUUUGGAAGUUAUUUCAGGCGAGCGACUACCCAAACCAGACAAGGGUAAGAUGCGCUUCCAUAAAAUUGCCAAUGUCAACAAAGCACUGGACUACAUUGCAAGCAAAGGAGUGAAGCUUGUGUCAAUUGGUGCUGAAGAAAUAGUAGAUGGGAAUGUGAAGAUGACGCUGGGUAUGAUUUGGACAAUAAUUCUCCGCUUUGCUAUCCAGGAUAUAUCUGUGGAGGAAACUUCUGCGAAGGAAGGCCUACUGCUCUGGUGCCAGAGAAAGACCGCUCCCUACAAGAAUGUCACCGUACAGAACUUUCAUACAAGCUGGAAAGAUGGUCUUGCCUUCUGCGCACUCAUCCACAGACAUCGACCUGACCUUAUUGACUUCUCCAAGCUACAAAAGGAUGAUGCUCUUUACAACUUGAAUCUUGCCUUGGAGAUUGCAGAAAAAAAACUGGAUAUCCCCAAGAUGCUGGAUGCUGAAGAUAUUGUAAACACGCCGAAACCUGAUGACAGGGCUAUUAUGACAUACGUUUCAUGUUUCUAUCAUGCUUUUGCUGGAGCAGAGCAGGCUGAGAUGGCAGCCAACAGAAUAUGCAAAGUUCUGGUAGUGAAUCAGGAAAACGAGAAAUUGAUGGAGGAUUAUGAAAAACUAGCCAGUGAGCUUUUGGAAUGGAUCCAUCAAACUAUUCCCUGGCUGGAAAAUCGGGUGCCGGAAAAGUCCAUGCAGGCCAUGCAGCAGAAGUUGGAGGAUUUCCGAGACUACAGGCGUCUGCACAAACCACCCAAAGUGCAUGAAAAAUGCUAUCUUGAGAUCAACUUCAACACUUUGCAGACCAAGCUGAGGAUCAGCAGUAGACCGGCAUUCAUGCCGUCUGAGGGGAAUAUGGUUUCAGACAUUACAAGUGCCUGGCAGAGUCUUGAGCAAGUGGAAAAGGGCUACGAAGAAUGGCUCCUGACUGAAAUACGUAAACUCGAGCGCCUGGACCACCUGGCUGAGAAAUUCAGACAGAAAGCUGCUAUUCACGAAGCAUGGUCACAGGGGAAAAUUGACCUUUUGGGACAAAAAGACUAUGAAUCUGCAUCUUUGACUGAAGUUCGGGCUUUGCUGAGGAAGCACGAGGCGUUUGAGAGCGACUUGUCUGCACACCAAGAUCGGGUAGAGCAAAUUGCUGCCAUCGCACAGGAGCUGAAUGAACUAGAUUAUCACAAUGCCAUUGGAGUAAACGAACAAUGCCAGAACAUCUGUGAUGAGUGGGACAAACUUGGGACUCUCACUCAGAAACGGAGGGAAUCACUGGAGAGGACUGAGAAGUUAUUGGAAACCAUGGAUCAGCUGUAUCUGGAGUUUGCAAAAAGGGCUGCUCCCUUCAACAAUUGGAUGGAAGGAGCCAUGGAAGAUCUGCAGGACAUGUUUAUUGUUCAUACUAUUGAUGAGAUUCAGAUUUUGAUAACAGCACAUGAACAGUUUAAAGCCACCCUGGCGGAAGCUGACGCUGAGAAGCAGGCCAUUCUGGGAAUUCAUAACGAAGUGCAGAAGAUUGUUCAGACUUACAGUAUUACAGCGACUUGGUCAGAUCCUUACAGUACCAUAUCCCCUGAAGAAAUCCGUGCCAAAUGGGACAAGGUGAAACAGUUGGUGCCACAGAGAGACUCCGCCCUACAGGAGGAACUUGUGAGGCAGCAUUCCAACGAACAUCUGCGUCGCCAAUUUGCUAACCAGGCCAACAUCAUCGGACCGUGGAUUCAGCGUAAAAUGGAGGAAAUAGCCAGCAGCUCCAUUGACAUGAGUGGACCCCUAGAGGAUCAGAUGAACAAGCUGAAGAACUAUGAGGAGAUCAUCAUUAACUACAAAUCCAAUGUUGACAAACUGGAAGGAGAUAAUCAGCUUAUUCAGGAGGCUCUCAUUUUUGACAAUAAGCACACCAAUUACACCAUGGAGCACAUCCGGGUUGGCUGGGAAUUGCUCCUUACUACGAUUGCUCGAACAAUGAAUGAGAUUGAGACCCAGAUUCUGACCAGAGAUGCUAAAGGAAUCACCCAGGAACAGAUGAAUGAGUUCCGAGCUUCAUUUAACCAUUUUGACAGGAAGAAAAAUAAGGCAAUGGAGCCAGAUGACCUCCGAGCUUGUCUCAUCUCCAUGGGCUUUGAUCUGGGUGAGGCUGAGUUUGCUCGCAUCAUGAGCAUAGUUGAUCCGACCAGCACUGGCAUAGUGUCCUUCCAAUCCUUCAUCGACUUCAUGACCCAAGAAACGGCUGAUACAGAUACAUCCGAGCAGGUCGUGGGUUCCUUCAGGAUUCUGGCAGGGGAUAAGCCUUACAUUCUAGCAGAGGAGUUGCGUCGAGAGCUGCCCUCAGAUCAGGCGGAGUACUGCGUCGCUAGAAUGCCAUGUUACACAGGUCCAGGUAGCGUUCCAGGAGCCCUGGACUAUAUCUCAUUUGCCACUGCACUCUAUGGUGAAAGCGACCUGUAACUAGGAUUCAGAAGCAGAGCAUUUCCUUUCUUUCCAAUGCAAGUUUCAUCAUUUGGUUUUCGAAGGCUGAAUUAUUUAGUAAUUGAAAAGAUAGUAUGAUCGCCAAGUUUGAAAUGUUAGAGUGAACCUCCUUUUUUAAAAGGAAAUCGAUGAAAUAUGGUUUGCAAUACCAGCACAAUAUAAUUUAAGUACCAUAUUCUUGAAUUCCAUCAAUCUAUCAUUUUAAAAACAUUACAAUGAUUUGCGAGUACCUGUGUCACUGUAAAUUCUGAUGUCGAAACCAUUUCAUUUUGAAUCUCUACGUUUCCAUUGCUUAGUUUAUCAUUAGUUGUGUGUGAAAACAUAAAUUUUCUCUUUACAAACUCGAUCCUUUCUGCGUAGACUAAAUGAUCUGACAAUGACCUAAAUGACUGAGGAAUUUGUAAAUUCUAUUGCAAUCUUUCCAAAGGAAAACAUAAGUACAGUAUUCCUCAGCACCGAAGUGAUUGCACUCGCUGGUCCUUCCAAAUGCUAUGAAGAAUCUCUGGUUUGCAUUUUCUAUGAACUUCCACAUCAGAUUUUACAGAAUUCACUUUCUGACAUUUUAAGAGCAUGCUAUUUUCUUUUUAAAAUAUAACAAUAAAGUGCAGGCUUUUUGUAUUGACAAACAGUUUAUGAAAACUUUCAAAGUUUCAGAAAAGUACCUUUUGUCAUUGCAAUAAUACCUAUUCUAGAAAGGAACUAAGGACAUUUAGAGUUCAACUGACUGCAUGUGUAGCACUUUUUCUUAUAAAGUUAUGUGGACUUGUAAAAUAUAACAAUUACAUUUUUAUCAUUAUUGAUGCUUCACAUUUUAUUAAAAUGGAUACUUGUUAAACUGUCUGA